This is a messenger RNA of Alternaria conjuncta, 798 nucleotides long. RefSeq lists its product as uncharacterized. The coding region runs from base 1 to 798 and encodes 265 amino acids. The transcript is spliced from 3 exons. Lineage: Eukaryota; Fungi; Ascomycota; Dothideomycetes; Pleosporales; Pleosporaceae. The record is from RefSeq and is a predicted model, not a curated record.
AUGAUCCUACGCCACCUUGCGUGCUGCGACACUCCCUCACUCCGGCAGACGUGCAACAAGGAGCUCGUGGGCAGAUGCAAAGACAGCUUCUACAACAUUGUCGAUCCGACCACCGCUUCCCUCCAGCUUGACGCCGACUUUCCUGCGCGCGCAGUGUCACUUGCGAAGUUUGAGCGGUGGAGCAAUCACAUCACUACACUACGCCUCAAGGUCCCGAGAACCGCUUUCUUCUACCAGCUACACCAAGGCGCCGCAGCAGCAGCCGCAGCCGCAGCCGAUGGCGAUACCUUCUCAGCAAUGUCGGAUACGAAAGAGUUCAAGUCUGCGCUCGCGCUGUUGACGACCCUUCCUCGAUGCAAAGCUGUUCUGAUCCAGCACGACACCCCAAGCAGUGGCUGGCUCCUAUGCGACUACCAAUCCAGCCGACGGAAGGUCCGUGACAAGACCAUGGCUGUCCUGGGCGAUGUGUUGCGCGAGAACUUGGAGCAUAGUCUUGUUGGCUUCAUGCUUUCUUCGCAUUCGGAAUGGUACGACGAGUACCGCCUAUGCUACUUCGAAGAGCGAGAGAAGGAGGCAGAGGAAGGAGGUCCACGCGCAGAGGCAGAGGAAGAACGCCGACGCACAGAGAUGGGGGAAGAACGCCGCGGCCAUGAAGAGACCGAAGAUGCGUACGCAGGCCAGUCCCGAGACAUGGUUCGUGAUGAGUGUCGCUCACGUGGGCUUCCUCGGCCUAUCCCAAAGAAGAAGGCGGACAUUGUGGCGGCUCUGCAGAAGGACGAUUUGAGGAGGUUGGAGUAG